Mus musculus (house mouse) is the source of this 4200-nucleotide messenger RNA. It is a transcript of the gene Slc35a5, whose product is annotated as solute carrier family 35, member A5. Gene Ontology annotation, molecular function: pyrimidine nucleotide-sugar transmembrane transporter activity. Bases 313 to 1626 code for a protein of 437 amino acids. The transcript is spliced from 7 exons. NCBI's taxonomy places the organism in Eukaryota, Metazoa, Chordata, Mammalia, Rodentia, Muridae. Gene Ontology annotation, biological process: pyrimidine nucleotide-sugar transmembrane transport. The record is from RefSeq and is marked validated. Gene Ontology annotation, cellular component: membrane; Golgi membrane.
GAAGCGCUGGAAUGAGCGCGCCUGCGCAAUGGCCGCUCAGGCUGCUCUUCCCUAGCGGGCGGCUCUUAGCUUUGUAUUCCAGCCCUGGAAGGCAGCGUGAGAAGGGUUGAUUUUUAUUGUUUUUUGUUUGUUUUUGUUUUUGUUUUUUGUUUUUUGUCGCCUUUGCUCCCGGCUCAUAGUUUCCCCACCAAUGGGCCUUCAAAACCUACUGCUGCUACUACGAACUUAGGCAGUCACUAUGUCGGCUCUAUGAUGUCCGUUCUUGCACUAGAACCUUCCCUGAGCGACUGAGGUCUGCCGACGGGGCUGCUCAUGAAAGUGAUCUUCUUAAGGCAAUUAAAAACCCGUGGAAUGGAAAGAAAAUGCUCCAGGCGCCCUGGGUUAGGCCCACCAACGCUGUACACAUUCCUGCUAGGCAUUAUAUUCAUUACUCUAAGUUCAAGUCGAAUCUUACUGGUAAAAUACUCUGCCAAUGAAGAGAACAAGUAUGACUAUCUCCCUACCACUGUGAACGUGUGCUCAGAGCUGAUGAAGCUGAUUCUCUGUAUACUUGUGUCACUCUGUGUUAUAAAGAAAGAAGAUCAUCAAAGUAGACAUUUGAGAUGUACUUCCUGGAAGGAAUUCUCAAGUUUCAUGAAGUGGUCCAUUCCUGCCUUUCUGUACUUCCUGGACAACUUGAUUGUCUUCUAUGUGCUGUCCUAUCUUCAGCCUGCCAUGGCUGUUAUCUUCUCGAAUUUUAGCAUUAUAACAACAGCUCUUCUAUUCAGGAUAGUGCUGAAGCGGCAUCUGAACUGGAUCCAGUGGGCAUCCCUCCUGAUUCUGUUCUUGUCUAUCGUGGCCCUAACAGCCAGUACCAAAACGUCCCAGCAUGAAUUGGCAGGACAUGGAUUUCAUCAUGAUGCCUUCUUCACCCCAUCUAAUUCCUGCCUUCAUUUCAGGAGAGACUGUUCCCUAAGAGACAAUUGUACAUCGAAGGAGUGGACUUUCAGUGAAGUCCAGUGGAACACCACAGCCAGAGUUUUUAGUCACAUCCGUUUGGGCUUGGGCCACGUUCUGAUUAUAGUUCAAUGUUUUAUUUCUUCAAUGGCCAAUAUCUAUAAUGAGAAGAUCCUGAAGGAGGGGACACAGCUCACUGAGAGCAUCUUCAUACAGAAUAGCAAGCUUUAUUUCUUUGGCAUUGUUUUUAAUGGGCUGACCCUGGUCCUUCAGAGCAGUAACCGUGACCAGAUUCAGAACUGUGGGUUUUUUUAUGGCCACAAUGCAUUUUCAGUAGUCCUUAUUUUCGUGACUGCCUUCCAGGGCCUUUCAGUGGCUUUUAUCUUGAAAUUCUUAGAUAACAUGUUUCAUGUCUUGAUGGCCCAGGUGACAACUGUCAUCAUCACAACAGUGUCCGUCCUGGUCUUUGACUUCAGGCCCUCCCUGGAUUUUUUCCUAGAAGCCCCAUCAGUUCUCCUCUCCAUAUUUAUUUAUAAUGCUAGCAAGCCUCAAAAUCUAGAGUGUGCACCUAAGCAAGAAAGAAUCCGCCAUCUGAGUGGCAGUCUUUGGGAGCGUUCCAGUGGGGAUGGAGAAGAGCUGGAAAGACUUACCAAACUCAAGAGUGAUGACUCAGAUGACGACACUUUAUAAUGGUACCUGGUUGGUGGACAACUCACACAAACUGUGUUUGCACAUUUUCAAUUGUGGCAAUUGUCUUUUCUGAUAAAGUGAUGAUGUUUGAAAGCAUAGUAUUCUUUACAUGUAUCUAACCACUGAAUAAACAACUCCAUCUAAGACCUAUAGCAGCCACAGGGUGGCAGAGUUCUGAGACCUAAACAUAGAACUCUCUGCAUAACUGACUACCUGAUGAGUCAACAGGACACUAUGCAGAUUGUUUCUUCAGCCUCCAGGGUCCAGAAAUCAUGUUAAUUUGACCCUACAGUUACACAAAUGGAGAUAGCGUGCCAGAUACUAAUCAUCGUGUCAUAUCAUCUGCCUGCCAAGGUCAUCUCUCUCGCUCUGUCAUUGUUAUAUCAUCCUGCCUGUCCCUCAGAUUUCGAGGCCUUAGCAAUAGUCGUUUUGCUUUUAUUAAAGCAAUAACACUCUAAAAGUUUUGGCUGAAAGACCUAAGUAUCUGGCUGUGCCAUAGAUUUUAAAUAACAUCCUUUGUGAUAAAUAUUUUUAAGCUAUUAAGAAAUAAAAUUUCAAAUUUUUAUUUGUUUUUUUAAAUCAUCUUUUUUUUAAAGCUUUAUUUACAUGAAAGUUGGUUGCCAUGUUAUCAUACUUAGCACUUGUAUUUUAAUUCACCUAAGCCAUUGUAGAAUUGUUUGUUUGUUUGUUUGUUUGCUCUAUCCUUGGUUUGUACAUUUACAAAAUCUUGACAUCAUUACCUUUUGAUGUUGAGUUACUGUGCUGAGAAUUCAGUUGAUUUAUUUUUGAGUUAUUAAUUGAGCUGUAGAAUUGUUACCUAUCUUUGUGUAAUAUCCUAUUCUGAAAGUCAAGUCUCUGGCUUUAGGAUGCCUUUAUAAGAAUUAUUUUGUAAAAAAAAAAAAUAAUAAUAAUGACUUUUAAUGAAAUAGAGUAGUGUUACUCCAAGAGGGCCAGUAACCAGAAAGUCACCUCUCAACAACACUUCCUACUUAGAAGUGCAUGGUAUUUCUCAAGACAAGUUUGCAUGCAGCCAGGUGAUUCUUCAUUGGUACAGCAGUCAUGUGGCAGAUAAUUAUAAUGUAAGAAAAUAGAGUGAUUUGUUCCAGGUCUUAUAGCUGAAGGGUAGUAGAAACAAGCUUCAAGCCUGUGUGUUUACAAAUUCCUACACUGUAAAUAUGAAUUAUAAGCUAACAUGAAGUUUGCACAUUCCUUCUUCAAGUUUCCAUGUAUUUAUAUAUAAGAUAUUACUAUUAUUAUAAUCCAUCUGUCUACCCAGAAUAAUAUAACUGUUAAUAAUUGCUAAAAAUUUUUAAUUAAAAUAAUUACUAAACUCUUAUUUUGAAUCUGUACUAUGUCAUAUGAGAUGUGGUGUGGAACAACUUAAAACUUGGUCUUUGACUCAAUUUUGAUGUCUAAAGAAUGGUUAAAUUCUCUACCUUAUUGUAGGAAUUCUCACCAGAGUCGCAUGAAAUGGGAUUAACCAAUGUGAUUCAUUUUAAAGAUAAAGAAAAUAAGAUAGAGAGCACUCACUUUUAGAAAUGAGAGCAUGAAAAUUAUCUUACUGAGCUUCAGAAGAAAUUGCAAGUAUCACCUACAGGAUACUUAGUAUAGCAAUCAUUUGUAUCAGUGGUGUGGAGUCAUUUGAUUUUUCUUGUCUACAGUUAUUUUUUGCAUUCUUACUUCUUUGGAAAACAUUUAUUGCUCACCAUCGUGUUAACUAGCCACUCCCUAAAAGGGCUGAGCUGAAAAUAAAAUGUCAGAGAGAUGCACUUGGUUAUUUUAGAAGCAUUAUUAUUUUAUGAAGGACAAUGUGAAGGUAAGAGGUCCAGAACCAUUUCCCAGGUACUAAUGGAGUGGGAAUUGUAUGACCUAAAAAGUUGUCCCACAGAAAAAGGAAUAGACACAGUAAUCGUGACAUGGUUCCUACUCCAGGAACUAAAUGGCAGUGAGGUAGCAGGGCGACUCUUAUUCAUACACAUAGGCUAGAGAUCCCAACAGGUUGUAUUUCUCAGCAUUGGGCAAGGAAACAAGAAUGUGGAUACUGGUUGUGACAGGGAAAGUGGCUUAGACCUAGAUCCCAAUCCUUUCCCUAGCUGCUGCUUGCCCCGUUUUCAAGCACGGUGUACUGAAUGGCCCAGUCAGAGCAUAUUUGCUCGGCUUACAGCUAACAUUAUUUUCUUGUUUCACUCUGAAUUUCCAUGUGGAAGCCCUGUUGCUUGGGAGGUAGCUAUUGUGGCUUUGUUACUGCUAAUGUUGCUGUAAUCCUUUCUCUCUACAUAAGCCAGCUGGCUGGAUGUGCCCAGAUCCUCCUUGGUACCCUGUCCCUUUUCCUACAAUGAUUUUUCUAUGAGCUCUUAACAUUCCAAGCAGAGAAGGCUGAGCAUAGUGGUAAGAGGGUGAUUUUCUCUCUCAAAGCCUAGAUCAGAGUUCUUGAAAUUGAGUGAUAUAUUUCCACUUUUAAUGAAGAAAACAUUUGAUACAAGUUUCAACGUGAAUUUUUACUCUUAUUAAAGUACAUCCAAACAAUGUGAUUUGUGAACUUAUUUUUUCAAUACAGAUUUUCAUUGUGUUCUG